Entelurus aequoreus (snake pipefish) is the source of this 2524-nucleotide messenger RNA. RefSeq names its product zinc finger protein 143b (gene znf143b). Gene Ontology annotation, cellular component: transcription regulator complex; PcG protein complex. The coding region runs from base 453 to 2303 and encodes 616 amino acids. The record is from RefSeq and is a predicted model, not a curated record. Gene Ontology annotation, biological process: regulation of transcription by RNA polymerase II. Gene Ontology annotation, molecular function: DNA-binding transcription factor activity, RNA polymerase II-specific; RNA polymerase II cis-regulatory region sequence-specific DNA binding. The transcript has 15 exons. Lineage: Eukaryota; Metazoa; Chordata; Actinopteri; Syngnathiformes; Syngnathidae.
UUCGUCGGUUCCCCCGUACGUCUGGCGCUUGUGGCCAACGACGGCGGGCUGAACGCCACAUUCCCGGAGGCGCACACGUUCUCCGAGUUCUGGCUCACCACCCACCGCCGUCGUGUCUUUUCGCGUGUUUUUUUCCUGGGACCACGCUAGCGUCGAAAAGUCACCGACACUACGAAAAGCGACGCGGAAUGGCGCCUGUCAGGGGGCCCGCAAACAUGAAUGGCCGCAAUACUUCCGCCCCCCCUCGGUCGGACGGACGUUUGUCGCGGCCAAUGAGGAGGCGUUGCCGCCGGCUUUCCGCCAAUCAGGAUGCGGCGUGAAGGAAAAAACGGGCGGGCUCGGCGGGGAGGCUCAUGCUGUCAUACAUGUUCCCGGUGAGAGUGUUUCCUGCACUGGUGCAUGGUGGUCGAACAGGAGGAAUUGUUGGAAAUUUUUUCCCGAGCAGCUGAAGCAUGCUGUUGGCCCAGAUCAACCGGGACUCGCAGGGAAUGACGGAGUUUCACGACGCCGACGGGCAGCCGGUCACGCUCUGUCUGACCGAGGCGGUGGCGGUGGCGGAUGGCGAUCAGAUGGACACCAUGGACACGGUGAGCCUGCAGGCGGUCACUCUGGCAGAUGGCUCCACCGCCUACAUCCAACACGACCCCAAGCCGGCCUUCUCCGACGCACAGAUCAUGGACGGCCAGGUGAUCCAGCUGGAGGACGGCUCGGCCGCCUACGUCCAGCACCUGUCCAUGCCCAAAGCAGGAGGGGAAAGUUUGCAACUGGAAGAUGGACAAGCAGUUCAACUGGAAGACGGAACAACAGCCUAUAUCCACGCACCCAAAGAAACGUACGACCAGGCGAGCCUGCAGGAGGUGCAGCUGGAGGACGGCAGCACGGCGUACAUCCAGCACACGGUGCACAUGCCUCAGUCCAACACCAUCCUGGCCAUCCAGGCGGACGGCACCAUCGCUGACCUGCAGACCGAGGCCAGCGGCAUCGACCCCGAGACCAUCAGCGUGCUGGAGCAGUACACCACCAAGGUGGAAAACAUUGAGAACCCCUUGGUUCCUUUUGGCAGAGUGGAAGCAGACAACGGCUUGCACAUGCGGAUUGUGUUACAGGGUCAGGAGAACAGGACCGCCAGGGUCGCUAAUGUCGGCGAGAAGUCGUUCCGCUGCGAUUACGACGGCUGUGGAAAGUUGUACACCACGGCCCAUCAUCUCAAGGUUCACGAGCGUUCGCACACCGGAGACAAACCGUACAUGUGCGACUAUCCAGGGUGUGGCAAGAAGUUUGCAACCGGGUAUGGACUGAAGAGUCACUCGCGCACCCACACUGGAGAGAAGCCCUACCGAUGUCAGGAGCUCAACUGCUGCAAGUCUUUUAAAACCUCCGGAGACCUUCAGAAGCACACACGCACACACACAGGAGAGAAGCCGUUCAAGUGUCCGGUGGAAGACUGCGGGAGGUCCUUCACCACCUCCAACAUCCGUAAAGUUCACAUCCGCACACACACGGGAGAGCGGCCAUACUACUGCUCUGAGCCCGGCUGUGGGCGUUCCUUCGCCAGCGCCACCAACUACAAGAACCACAUGAGGAUCCACACAGGGGAGAAACCGUACGUGUGCACGGUGCCGGGCUGUGAGAGGCGCUUCACUGAGUACUCCAGCCUUUACAAACACCAUGUGGUCCACACGCCAUGCAAGCCUUACAACUGCAACCACUGUGGGAAGACCUACAAGCAGAUCUCCACGCUGGCCAUGCACAAGCGGACGGCCCACAACGACACGGAGCCCAUCGAGGAGGAGCAGGAGGCCUACUUUGAACCGCCCACAGAUGCCAUCGACGACCCUAACGUGACCUACUCCGCGGUGGUGGUCGGAGGAGAAGACGCCGGCUCCGAACAGGUCCCGGUGGAGAGCUCAGACGUGGUUGGUCAGCAGCACGUCGCCUUGGUAACGGAGGCGGUCGGAACGCAACAGCAGGAAAUGGUCAGUAUCUCUGAAGCCGACUUACAAGCGAUGGGGGGCACUAUCACCAUGGUAACCCAAGAAGGCACCACCAUAACCAUCCCAACCCAUGAACUUACAUCGCAAGGUGGUCAGGUGGCCAUCAUGACACCUGGCAUGACUUCGUUUGAAACUGUGGAGGAGGCUGCCUACAGCCACGAGACUGAAGACCUCCAUCCUGUCACCUUAUUGGCCACCUCCAAUGGCACUCACAUUGCUGUGCAGCUGAGCGAUCAGCCCUCGUUGGAGGAGGCCAUCAGGAUAGCGUCGAGAAUCCAGCAAGGGGAGUCGCCUGGCCUGGAUGAUUGACGGAACACAACGUGGACCAUGACUCGGAUCCGCUCAAGAGUACUUACAAGUCUUCCAUCUCCGCAAAAGAACUUUGUUUUUACGUGUAUAUAGGAUUUUGAUAACUGGACUAUUUUGUCUUGAACCAAACAAAUGGGCGGGGGGGGUGAAGAGACAGAUGCUUUCUAAUGAUUAUGCACAGUGCAGGGUACAGCUAAUACUAUUUCUAAUAAAAUUUAAAA